AUGGAAGUGCACAGAUUCAACGCGCUGAGGGACAAUUAUGGAUUCGCGAUUCGUUGCGCCGAGACGGGAGAGACGGCGAUCGUGGACGCGCCGAGCGUCGCGGACGUCGUUCGUGCGUUUAAGAGCGAGAUUCCGACGUGGCGGGCGCCGUCGACGAUUUUGGUGACGCACUGGCACGACGACCACGCGGGCGGGUGCGACGGCUUGCGAGACGCGUUCGGGUCGGUAUCGGAUAUCAAAGUCAUCGCUCCGAAGCGGGAGAUGGGGAAGAUCAGUGCGAGAGUCGAUCGAUGGGUAAGCGAUGGCGAUGUGGUAUCAGUGGGUGAUCUUCGAGCAACGGUUUUGGAGACUCCGGGACACACGCUCGGCCACGCGAUAUAUCACUUUGCGGAUGACGGGCACGUCUUCGUCGGCGACACGCUCUUCGCGCUCGGGUGUGGGAGAUUGUUCGAGGGUACACCGGAGCAGAUGUGGUCCAGUGUGUCGAAAAUACUUGCGAUGUCGGACGAGACCAAGGUGUGGUGCGCGCACGAGUACACGCAAGCAAAUGCAAAGUUUGCAUUGAGCGUGGAUCCGGAGAACGCGGCACUCGUCGCUCGGGCGAAGGAGAUCGCGGCACAGCGCGAGCGCGGCGAGUCCACUAUUCCAACCACGGUGGGUGACGAGCGUCGAACGAAUCCGUUCUGUCGUCCCGACAGCGAGGACGUGCAAAGAGGUGUGAACAUGCUGAGAGGCGCUAACCUCGCUUCGGUGUUCGGUGCCAUACGCGCAGCCAAAGAUAAAUUUUAG
This is a messenger RNA of Ostreococcus tauri, 789 nucleotides long. RefSeq names its product Hydroxyacylglutathione hydrolase. The transcript has a single exon. The coding region runs from base 1 to 789 and encodes 262 amino acids. The record is from RefSeq and is a predicted model, not a curated record. Gene Ontology annotation, biological process: antibiotic catabolic process. Lineage: Eukaryota; Viridiplantae; Chlorophyta; Mamiellophyceae; Mamiellales; Bathycoccaceae. Gene Ontology annotation, molecular function: zinc ion binding; hydroxyacylglutathione hydrolase activity; beta-lactamase activity.